GGAGUUUAAGCCUCCCAGCCAGAGCUUCCCAAGCUAAGGAAGUCAGAGACAAAGCGUAGUUUGACCUGUUUAGUGUACUCAGACUCCCAUUCAGCCCUAUUGAUACAUCAAGUGAGAAGCUGAGGCAAUGCCACACCCAUAAUAAAGACUUCAAUGACACGAGAGUCGUACCGCGCCCAGAGGACUUUAUCCGAGCUCGUCUGUGAGAUACACUCAGUGUGGUGGAGUCCAGAGAAAUUCAACUACUGCAGAUCACAUACACACACAGCAGGAUGUAUGAGCGCGCGCUGUUCUCGGUCUGGCUGCUUACUUUGGUGCUGUUUCAGAGCGCUGAGUCUUGUGAGUUGAGGCCUGUGCUUGCUCAGGUUCCUAAGAGACUGCCCGCCGGUUAUGUCAUCUCUGAGGGCACGGAAGCAUUGACCCUCAAAGGCUGUGCGGUCAAGCCCGUGGCCUUUACUUCCAGCGACCCUGACUUCGCUGUAAAUACAGAUGGGACCAUUAUCACAGUUCGUGGUUUGGUGAUUACAACAAAACGGUUUUCUGUACUGGUGCAGGAUGAGAGCGGCUUGGAUUGGAGGGUAGACAUUAUCUUGUCCUGUAAAGAUGAGGCAUCUCAGAAGUCCAGCAGCGUGGCUCACAAGCGCAUUAAGAGAAGAUGGAGACCUUUGCCUUUCUCUCUUAUUGAGAAUGACAGCCCUCCAUUCCCAAAGGACCUGGAGAUGAUUGCAUCUGAUUCCUCUGUAAAUUACACAGUGUAUUAUCAGAUCAGUGGACAGGGUGUUACGACAGAUCCUGUGGGCCUAUUCCUGCUCGACAGGACAAAUGGCAUGCUGAAGGUGACCAGGGCCGUUGACCGUGAGCAGUACCCACAAUUCAACUUUAUAGCUCGUGUGUAUGACGUACGUGGCAAAGAAGUUGAUGCAUUUCUGCCCAUCACUGUGAAUGUGGAGGAUAAGAAUGACAACACCCCUGAGUUUAUUGGAGGUCGCUUUUUCUCUGUACAAGAACGGUGCAGGGCAGGUACUCCUAUAGGACAAGUGAAUGCCACAGAUAAAGAUCUGGCAAACACCACACACACCUUGAUCAAGUUUACUCUGCUCAAUGCUACUGACAUGUUCUCCAUUGAACCUUUUACUGGAAAAUUGACUGCUAAAACCAACACUUUAGACAGAGAGGCUCAGGACAAAGUCUAUGUUAACAUAGAGAUCAGAGAUAUGGGCGGCAAUCCUACUGGGCUCUUCAACACAGGAAUAAUUGUGAUUACUCUCACAGAUGUUAAUGAUAACCCUCCUACCUUUAAAGAGAAGUUGUACAAAGCCAACGUCAAGGAGAACCAAGAAAAUGUGCUAGUUACUAGGAUCCCAGUGGAAGACAAGGAUUUGGUGAACACACCCAACUGGAAGGCCCUCUUUGAGGUCACCAAAGGAAACGAGAGUGGACAAUUCAGGAUGGAGACGGACCCCAAAACCAACGAGGGGCUUCUGUAUGUCAUAAAGGGAUUGGAUUUUGAAAAAACUCCAGUGGUGAAGCUGGAAAUAACUGCCCGUAAUGCAGUUCCACUGGUUGGGACUGAUGCCGCCUGGCUCUCUGUGCCAUUAGAGCUUAGUGUGGGAGAUGAAGAUGAAGGACCAGAGUUCAACCCUGGCAUUCUAAAUCUUAAAGUCAAGGAGAACGUUCCCAAUGGAACCGUCAUUGGAACCUAUAAAGCUCUGGACCCAGAGACCAAGAACAGCAAUGGAAUAAAGUACUAUAAGGUGACUGACCCAGGUAACUGGAUCACUGUGGUGGAGAGCACUGGAGAACUGAAAACAGCCAAGACUAUAGACCGAGAAUCACCAUUGGUCCACCAGGACAUGUACAACAUAACCAUCAGAGCAGUGGAUGAGAGUAAGAAGGCAGGAAAGGGGAUGGUUAUAAUCCUGAUCGAAGACGAGAAUGACAACAUGCCUGUGAUUCCGAGUACUGACCUGGUCAUCUGUAGUAAGGGUGAUGCGCUGAGCUCAGUUCUGGUUGAAGCUGUGGACCUCGACAAGCCACCGUUCUCCACUCCCUUCAUUUUCGAAUUUGGAGCAGAGCAUGAUGGGAAGUGGAAACUGAAGGAUAGAACAGAUUCCUCCGUGGUGCUGGAACAGGCAGUGCCCUUGCCAAACGGUGUCUACUCUGUCCCACUCUUGGUGAAGGAUCUGCAGGGAGUCGGGAAAGAGCAGACCAUGAAUGUGCGAGUGUGCUCCUGUGAGAGGGAGGAAAAUGGAGUGGGGAUAUGUGGGGCUCGAAGUGCGUCUACCUCUUUGGGCAGUUUGGGCAUCCUUGCCUUAGUGCUCUCUAGCCUGCUGUUGCUACUGUUAUGUCUGUUAGUUCUCUUCAUAUGCAGUACUAAGAGAGACAAGCUGUACAUCAAUGAUGAUACUGGAACAGGAGGAAUGCUGCUGAAAUCCAACACUGAGGCUCCUGGUGAAGAAGUGAAGGAGGGAGCUCUGAUGAUAAUUCCUGGGACAGAUGCAAUGGACGGGUCACUCCAGAAUGGCGCCAUGGUCAGUAAAAACGUGAAUUCAGCUGCAGGACAUAUCGGGCAGCAGUUUUUCCAGGGAGGCGGCGUGUACAACACCACCACUCAAGAUUUUGGGACAGAAAAGUACUACACAUCCGGACGCUAUGAUAACAACCUGUAUGGCAAUGCCGGAAAUUUCCAGAAAUUCUCAAAUACGAGUGCUCUCGACUCAUGGAAUACGAAUGGCCACUACUUGGACAGAAAACUGUCUUACUUUGGAGGGGAGGAGGAGGGGAGGUACGCGGACGACCUUCUGAAGACUUAUGGUAAUGAGGGGGCGGGCUCUCCUGCGGGCUCUGUAGGAUGUUGUAGCAACUUGGGUGAACCGGAACCACUGGACUUUUUGAACACUCUCGGCCCCAAAUUCAGACCACUGGCUGACGUCUGCUACACGACAAAUAAAAGCGUAAAGUAAAACAAGAGGUGACUGAGACGAGAGAGCGCCGUAUGCUGUUUGCUAGGGGCCGUCGAAGCA
Rhinichthys klamathensis goyatoka is the source of this 3023-nucleotide messenger RNA. RefSeq names its product desmocollin 2 like (gene dsc2l). Gene Ontology annotation, biological process: regulation of synaptic transmission, glutamatergic; adherens junction organization; calcium-dependent cell-cell adhesion. Bases 273 to 2963 code for a protein of 896 amino acids. The record is from RefSeq and is a predicted model, not a curated record. The transcript has 16 exons. Lineage: Eukaryota; Metazoa; Chordata; Actinopteri; Cypriniformes; Leuciscidae. Gene Ontology annotation, cellular component: catenin complex; presynaptic active zone membrane; apical part of cell. Gene Ontology annotation, molecular function: cadherin binding; calcium ion binding.